Messenger RNA from Polypterus senegalus (gray bichir), 2820 nucleotides. RefSeq names its product UV-stimulated scaffold protein A (gene uvssa). NCBI's taxonomy places the organism in Eukaryota, Metazoa, Chordata, Cladistia, Polypteriformes, Polypteridae. The transcript is spliced from 14 exons. The record is from RefSeq and is a predicted model, not a curated record. Gene Ontology annotation, molecular function: RNA polymerase II complex binding. Bases 87 to 2309 code for a protein of 740 amino acids. Gene Ontology annotation, cellular component: chromosome. Gene Ontology annotation, biological process: response to UV; transcription-coupled nucleotide-excision repair.
UGGACUGCCCAAAGGUAAGACAGAGACUCCAUCCAGCUGAAUCCGAGAGGCAGUGUUUAUUGUAUCAUCCUGAACUCUUAGUCAAGAUGGACAAUCAAAAGCGGGAGACACUUUCCACUCUAGUAGAGGAGCUGACCACCUCAGGACAACCCCAACUUGAUUCUUCUAAAAUGAAGCAGCUGAAACAAAUAUGCAAAUCUUCUAAUGAAUAUAUUGAUCAUAUCUACCACUUAAUCAUGACCCAGUUAAAUGAAGACCAUGCAGAGAUUCGCUUGUCCGCAUUUCAAAUAGCGGAUGAACUUUUUGCUAGGUCACACCAUUUCCGAUCUCUUCUUGUCUCCAAUUUUCAAGAAUUCCUGGAACUAACGGUUGAGACAGACCCUGCUGAACAGCCUCUCCCUCCACCUAAGGAAGCUGCUCAGAAACUGAAGAUAAUGGCCAUAAAGUCAGUACAAGAAUGGCAGAGCAAGUAUGGAGAAGCCUACAAGAAGCUUGCUGUAGGGUACAAUUUUCUAAGGCAUGUUAAAAAGGUUGAUUUCAAUGAUGUAGAAGCUAGGACUCUGGCAGAAAGGAAGAAAGCAGAAGAAAAACAGAAGAGGCUUGAAAACAUAUACAAGGAUAAAGUUUGUAAAGUUGAAAAAGAAAUGGGAGAAAUGGCCUCAGAGAUUCAGGAAUGUCUGACUGAAAUUGACAAUUGCUUUAAGCUUCUGUUGUUGGAUCCUGCUGAUUUUACUUUGGAUGAUUUUAUACCCUCAUCAUACAAACAAAAUAAUUUUGAAAAGUCUACAUCUACUCAGUUGAUAAGUAAUAAGCAGUUGGUCCCGCCUGAUAUUGAUAUUGAUGAUGAAGUGCCAUGUUGUAGUAAGGAUCUUCUACCUAUGUCCAUGUCGUCAGAAGACAGGAAAGUAAGUGAGCCCACUGUAAAGCACAUGGCCAACCAGCAAACUAAGGAUAGCAGUGAUGAUGAGUCUGAUACUGAGCAAAAUUCUGGCCAUGAUAAUGAAACAUUCCUCCGGAAUAAUGGCAUUAUUUCAUAUAAAUACAGCCUUGAUCUGGACAUAUCCUCAGGUUUAAACAUUAAUGAGAAUGAAAACAAUGAAGCAGUGGUUGCUACCAUACGAGACUUGCAUAGAUUAAUUACGACUAAGCUUUUGCCUUCAGUUCAGUCUUGGAUUCAGAUAUUUACUAAAGCUGGAAUAAAUGAUGACCGAAUGAAACGUGCUAUUGAUUUCAAAAAAGCAUUAGAAAUCGCCAUUAAGAAACAUGAAGAUCUACAUAUUAAUUAUAAACGGAGAGAGAGAAAAGUGUUGAAAGCAAGUCAUGAUGAUGAUGAGGAGGAGGAGGAGGAUGAUGAUUUUGAAGAAGUUCCUGAAAAAGAAGGUUUUGAACCAACUAUACCAGACCACCUACGUGAGGAAUAUGGCCUUGAACCUUCUCAAAAAGUGGUAAUGCAGACAGCUGCUCCUGACCCCCCACCACGACCAAAGAGGAGGGAUAACAGUGAAGAGAUGGAUCCAACUUGUGCUGCAGCCACAUUAAAGAUCUUUAGGAACAAACUGCAAUCUUCCCUUUCUUCAAGCAUGUCUAAAGCAUCUGAGUCAAUACUUUCUUCACCAAAAGCCAGCACUGAGUCAAAAAAACAGGAUCAGGAGUCUGCAGCACCAGUCAUUCCAUUUGGGCUAGAUCUCUACUACUGGGGAGAAGAUCAACCUACAGCAGGUAGAAUACUUAAGUUUAGCUCCCAGCAUCAGUUCUGGGUGCCACAUGAAGUAGAAGAGGAAGUGGAAAAUAAGGAACUUGCAGCCAUGAUGAAGACAAGGUAUAUCACAUUUGCUGGAAAAUUUGAGCCUGUAAAGCACAAAUGCAAAGCGCCCAUGCCUAAUGGUUCUCUGUGUGAGCGCCAAGAUCGUGUCAAAUGUCCUUUCCAUGGACUUAUUGUUCCUCGAGAUGACUUAGGGAAUCCAACCAACCCUGAAGACAUUGUUCGACUUGAAAAAGAGAAGAAAGCAAAACAAGAGGCUCAGCCAGAUUGGAGAGACCCAGAAAUGAUGAGAGAAAUUGAAGCUGCUACUGGAGUGGAUCUAGGCUCCGCAAAGAACUUUGGAAAAGGAAAAGGCUCAGGAAAGGCAAAGAAGAGAAAAUAUCCUAACCUCACUGAUCUUAAAAAAAGAUCAAAUACAACGAGGUCAAGAUUGGAGAAAAGAGUAUUUAACAAAGCGGCAGUGAAACGCGUGACGGAAGCCAUGAACAGGAUUGAUUCGAGGAAGCAUGAAAAGUUUUCCAACCAGUUUAACUAUGCAUUGAAUUAAAAGGAGACCUCAGACAUUUUCUGGCUGUUAUGAACAAACCACCUGGAUGAAGUCCGUGUGGUUCAUCGCACUCUUUACUGUUUAUAUAAAAAGAACACUGUUUUUACUCGGCUCUUAAAAGAAUUGAAAAUAAGUGAAAAAUGUAUCUUGUACCAUAAGUCUUUUUUUUUUUUUUGAAACCGCUUUUGUGUGUUUUUACAAAUUUCAGAAAACUUUGUCACAGUGUUUUUAUCUUUUUAUGUGAAUUAUUUAUAUUGCCUGCUAAACCUUUUGAGCAAAUGAAACACACAGCUGCCUCAAAGUUACUUCAAGUCUCGGUAGCCUGACUUCUUUGCUUAGGUGUGGUUGCAGCUGCACUUUUUAUUACCUCUGAUUUUAGUGCAUCUUAGGGGGUUUGUAAUUGUGUUCAUGUACAUCAUGGCUGGUGCCAUCAUAAAAUGGGUGGGAGCCUACAUUUUAAAAAUAGCUGUGCCUUUCUGCUCCCUAGCCAUAUUAAAAGGUCAGCGGCUUA